This is a messenger RNA of Porites lobata, 11813 nucleotides long. The record is from the annotation of a GenBank genome assembly. NCBI's taxonomy places the organism in Eukaryota, Metazoa, Cnidaria, Anthozoa, Scleractinia, Poritidae.
ACCCGCGAGAAGUGGCAAAAUGGCCGAUUAUUGAUAUCUGAUGCAGCGCGUGUUUAGAAGUCUUUCCUCUAUUUUUCUGUAUUACUUGGUCGGAAGCCUUCUUGCAAGACUCGUGUUGUUUGAGUACGGCCUAGAGAUGUAGUUGCCUUGGACGUUUUUUAACUUGCACGCAACAUUUCUGCAAACAUGUCUUCGGGAGCAGACAAGGCAGUGAAGAGCAAGGGUAAAGCGCCAGCAAAACCCCCAAAAACUAAAUCAACGAAAGGUCGGUACAACUCAACUUUUUAAUGUUUGAUUUGAUUUCUUUUGUUUUCAGACGAUAAUAAACUAGGCCAUUUUCGGGUUAGAAUAUAGCUUGAUUUAUCUUAGAGACCUUUUUCCUCUUUUGUUUUAUCAAAUAUUUUAUCAAAAGAUUGUCCUGCAUAUUUCCACUCGAACCAUUGAUAUGCUUAUUUCAAGUACGAAAUCGAUUUGUUUGUUCAUUGUCUCAGGUCAAAACUGUUGCCUUUUUGUUCUAUUAUCUAGUUAACAAUUGAAGCUUUUUAUUUUUGCCUUCAUUAUGUUCAGCAAAGGAAGUUUCGACGAACGAUCAGCGAUUUCGUGGGGAUGGUGUAAAGUUUAAGUGCAAGGUAUGUUCCCUGUUAUAAGACUUGACCUGAGAUCUUCCUUAUUUUUUAAGUAUGUAUUAUCUCCUUCCCUAUGCUCUUAAGUUCCCGUAGUUUGUUUUUGUUUAUUUGGAGGUAGAUUGAAUUUUUUAACAGACAUCAAAAGCAUGUUUUGAAAAAUAAUGAGAACUGUAUAAACAUCACACCACCUUCAUGGUGUAAUGUAAGCUGACGUUUCCAAGGACGUUAUUACUUUCAAAGACCUGUUCCGUAUGGUUUGUUCUCCAGAUUGUCGGAACCGCAGAUGUGGCUAGUGCGAGGGGGGACUCCAUGUGUGCGGAAGCAAUCAAGAGACUUAAGGUACGUCGCCGGUAAUUACUUUUCAAUAAAACGCCACUAAAACGUGUUUAUAAAACAAGAGACGGGUGUUAAACAGAUGCUUUUUUUCAUGGUGUGAUUUACGGUUAGGUUGGUAACAGCAAAUCACACGUUCCUUAUGAAAACAAAUAUAGAUAUUUCAUCCUCUAUGACCCUGUCUCUUUGACAUAUUGGAUAAUAGGAUUUGGUUUAAGUACUAACUGUAAAAUGUUAGCUUUUUAGCCAGGGAAAGAGGCUUAAAUAUGGAGACGAGUGCUCAGUUUUACUCUAUAGUCAAAGACUGAGAAAGUAGUUAUUUUAUUCUGAACUGUCUGUAAACAUAAAUGAAUAAUAACGUAAUGUACGUGAACUUCCCAAUUCUUUAACAGAUACAUAUUUAAAUUAAUGCAAUUUAUUUUCUUCAAUAACUUGCACUUAAGGUAGGAGUCUUAAUAUUAAUAUUAACUCUAAUCCAAGUUGCCCUCUUUCUGCUGGUUUUAUAGGGGAUGGGGAUAGGCAUGGCUUGAAUCAAAACAACAAUCAUUCAUCUUAUAUCUGUACUUUUUUCAAAACAUUUUUUUUUCCCAGGCACAAGCAUUAAAGUCACACAAAGAGAGUGGAGAACACAAGCAGAAGAUUAUUUUGUACAUCAAUGUGAAAGGGAUCAGAAUAAUGGAUGAGAGAACGCUGGUAAAUUAAAGUGCUUCAAUGUUUAAGUGUGCAAAUAUCCUAGGGGUACCCCUUUCUCUCUCUUCAUGACCAGUGAUUUUGUUAUCUCUGUGUCCUGUGUCCUUCACACUUUAAAAUCUCCCAAGAUGCAAAAUAAUUCAUGGCAUGUGUCCCAUAGGAUGCAAAGAAUGGUUGAUCAAUUUGAAAAUUUAUUGGGAGAAUAUCCUGUUCAUGUGAUUUCUGUGGCUUUUGUUUAAAGAUGCAUAUUUAUUUAGUCUUUUUUGUGCUUUAAAUAUAUAGAAGGACUAUAUUUUGAUUUUAGUAAACUGUAAUAAAGAGUUUUGGCAUCUAUGUCCAGAUUAACAGUUAAUCUGGAGAUAGAUGUCUGGUUACAUAAAUUAGGCCCAAGCAUGACUCCUUGUAAUUUUGAACUGGGACCCAUUUGUUCUGGACUGAGAGUCAUGAUUUUUCACAAGGUGAGUCCCAGGACUCACCAUAACUAUUUGUAACAAAAUCACUGCAUGACCCAGUCCUCAGCCCCCUGCAUGGGGAAUCUGUCAACUCAUUACUCAAGUCUUUGCUUUACCAGUGGACUGUGGUAUUGUUUCAAUUUACUUGUGUUCUUGGGUACCCAUUGAAUCCUCAUAUUUUUUUAGUAAAUAUACAUGCUGGAUUUCAUAGGUUAUAGCUUCUGAACAAUGCUGCCCAAUGGAUAAUCUCUAUCCAGCAGAUAACACAAUAAUGGUUUUCGUAAUACUCAUGCCCUGAAUAGUGAUUUAACCAUUAGAUAUUACUAUCCAAUUUUUGAACAACCACGUGGUUGAGGUAAAGACUCAAAUAUCUUCGUAUUUAAGGGAGAUGUUUAAAAAAGAGUUGGCUGUCAUUGAUUAAAAGUGUUUAUGAAGUCAUUUGUGUAUUGUUAUGUAUGAUCUCUUAUAGAAAGUGCAGUAUGAACAUCCCAUCAAUAAGAUAUCAUUCAUAACCCAUGACCCAGAGGACAAAAGGAUAUUUGGUUAUGUUUGCAGUCAACCUUGUACCACUGGACACAAGAUAUAUGCCAUUAAAUCUGAAAAACCUGUAAGUAAAUAGAUACCUCUGUGAAUAGACCCGUUGUAGCUAGCCAUUCACGUGGUGCAAAACCGCCAUGCUGGAGAGCAAAAGUCGCACUGGGACAAUUAAAGACAAAUAAAAGACAUACAUUUAUUUUAAAUGAUAAUUUCCUUUGUUUGUCUUGUCCCAUUUACUUUUGCUCUCCAGCAUGGUGGUUUUGUACCAUGUAAAUGGCUAGCUGCAACAGGUCUAUUUCUUUGUGGUUUUUUUCUUUCACACCAUCAAAAACUAAAGUGAAAACCAAUCCAAUACAAUGAAUGGCACUGAAGCCAAAAACAGGCCAGUUCCAUGUUCCAAAACCUUCACUUUCCAUAUGAGGCCAAGUAGAAUAACCUUCUUGUGAAAAUGAUUUUCUUAGUUGAAUGUGAUCAGGAAUUAUUUUCAUAUCAAAGACUUUGUACUUUCCCUUAGAGAUGUGAACAACAUUUCUAAGUCUUUGGUGUGUACAGUUUACCACUGUCAAGUUAUUGGGAUGUAAAAAUAUCUCUAUGAAAUUUGAGAUGCUGUAAUUUUGUCCCCCUAUGAGGGGUACUUUUGAUAGCAGUCAAAAAAAAAUAUUCUGCCAGGUGUUUUUUUUUGUGAAGUGCAAUCUUUUUCCUUUCAGUUUCAAAAGGUGCAUAACCAACCAGGGCUGUCAUCAAGGGUUGGGGACCAGAGAUUUUCCCUAGAGGCUAUUAUGAACAUGACCCUGCCUACUUUAGUAGGAAAAUAGAAGAAAAAUAGAACCAAACAAUAUUCCUAGCAGUUUUAUUCCCUGCCUACUUGUAUCAUUUACCUGGCAACUUGAAAGUUUAAUGACAGCCAUGCCAACUAAACUCCAUUUGUUAGAGUUUUCUUUGAUUCACAUGUAAUUCCAGAAAAUAUCCAAACCCACCCCCGCUGAGGGUAACUGAAAACUCCAAGGGGACUUAUGGGGUCAGGGUUAGGGUUAGGGUUAGGGGUUAGGGUCAGGUUAGCCAAAAUUUUGUAAAGUAAAGUAUAAAUGCAAAACAGAAUUUUUUAGGGGUAAGGUUAGGGUGGUUAGCAUGCUGGACGUACAAUCAGAGGACCCCAAGUUUAAGCUCCGCCCUGAGUUAGUAAUAGCUGGAUAUGUUUUUGGUAGUUCCAAGUUCAAAGCCCUGCUUGUAAUAGCCAACUUCUUUGGCUCAGAGGUUUCAUUAAAAGCUGGGACCCGGGUACCAGCAGCAGUUUACUCUAAGCACAGUACCUACCUUCAAGCCAAAUAAGAGUAAAUUCUUAAAAUUACUCUCCAACUUUCCCCUCCUACUCAACCUUUUGCACCCUUGUAGUUUUGAAAAAAAGUAAAAUCCUGGCCUCAGGCCAGUUAGAAAUCCUUACUUGUUCUGUUGAUCUCAGUUAUUGUUUGUUUGCUGUGCUGUAAUUUUCUGUAUUAUUAGCAGUAAACGAUUAACAUUGUAAAGUCAAUUUUUUAACCUUCCGUGGGUGAGUAUGGAUAUUUCCUGAUGAAUUAUUGUAUGAUCUGACUGUGCAGGCUGGAGCUGUAACAGGAACCUUGUAUGAACUGUUCCAAAUUGUAUUCAAAAUGAGACAAGAAGCUGGAAUAUCCAGGAAGGUUCAAAAUGCAGCCAAUAAUUCAUCCCAGAUGUCAAAUGGUAAGGAAUUAUCCAUGAUCUUGGGGUGCAGUACAUUGUCAUAAAUUCAAAGGGAAAAUCUUGAUGCAGGCAAGACUGCUCAGGGAUUGCCUUUUCAGCCAGCAACUGGCGACUUUUGCCACAUGUGAAGAGGCCAGUCGCCAGUAACUAAGCAAAGCCUUGCAGUCUUUGGCACUUAAAUGGUCCUCGUGCACAAAGAUUGUCUCCUCCUGCAAAAGGAAAUUCACCUGCUGCUCAAUUUGAAAAGGAAAACUGUGCUGCCUCCCAUUUACAAAAACCAUCCAGUUAAAAAUCUGAAGCAUAAACAUUUAUUUACAAUGUUUUAAUAUUUAUUGGCCUUGUGAGAGAAGGACAAUCUACAGAGUUUAUCCAAGCCAGCUGGAGAGAUGCAGUGCCUCAAACACAAGGCUGUGUUCUGGCAGAGCUCGGUGACCCCUGGUGCCUAACUUUUGUUCUCGGGGGACUAGAAAAUCUUAAGCUUUUUCAUAGAAAUCAUAUGCUGGGCACCCUGGAUUUCACAAGUUCACAGCACUGGGCUCCCUUCAAUUUUUCUUAGAGCACAGCCUUGAAACAAAAGACAUAUUUUAUGAAUUUUCCAAAUAGAAUGGUGUGGAACAUUCAAUUUUCCAUAUUUCAUUUCUGGUAAUACCUGAGUUUGAAAUCAGGAGGUCCUUCAAAGGUGGGUAAUCCUAUAAAUAAAGCUUUCAUAUAGAAAUAUUUACUCCUGUGCAGUCAAGUCUGUUAAAGGGUGAAGAAAUUUCAGACCUCUAGCAGGGCAUUAAUGAACUGUGUGGAAAAAUAAGCAUGUGUGAAAGGAGCCAAGGGUGUACAAAGAUGGUGGGUAUAGGGUAAAGGUUUCAACGUCACAAGCACUGACGGCAAAACAUAAUGAAAUUGAUAAUCUAUGAAAUGAAUUAACUUCAAUCCAAACUCUGAUUAGAUUGAUUUUUUGUCUUUUCUGUUAAAUAUAGGUCCACAGCCUCGCAACUCUCCUGGUUCUGAUGGAAUCUAUGAGGUAAGUAUCUAUAUUAUUGGAAUUUUUUUAACCUGAUGAAAAAAUAGAAGGAAGAAUUUCAUUGUUGGCUUAAGUCAGGAGAAAAAGUUCAUUUGUUCAAAAACUUGACUUCUUGCUGUUACUGUAAAUUGAAUAAAAAUGAAGAAAUGAUCGUCGCAGUGAACGCAAUUUAUGCAAUUGCAUAAGGAAGCCUGAAAAAAUUCAGGACUUCAACUGGGUUUGAACCCGUGACCUCGCAAUUACCGGUGUGAUACUCUACCAACUGAGCUAUGAAGCCACUGACGUUGGGAGCAGGUCAGUUGUGGGUUCAUAUGUUCCCGUGAAAGAAAUGAGUGUUAAUGAUAUAUGAAAUAAAUCUUAAUAGUGGUGUAAAGGUCAUUCCAUUAGUACAAAUAGUGAAAACCAUCCUUAUGUCUAAUUUGUCUUGAUUUUAGGUGCCAUAUAAAAAUGGAAAAAACAAACAUGAGAAAACUAGCCCUCAACUUGAUCAUGAAUAUGCUGAGCCAGUACAACCCACUUCAAGAAAACAUCCUCAUUAUAAAGUAAGAAAAUUAUUUUAAUGCUCUGGAUGUGCUCUUUGAUCUAUUGGAAGUCAGAAUUAAACAAAAUUUCCAAAUUUCAUUUUGAAUAAUGCUGAAAAACAAACAGUACAGUAUGAAAGUACUGCUGUCAUGUUGUGCUGAUACAUCACCUCUGCAAUAAAUGCAGGUACAUGCAAGGGGCUCCUAGAUAAUAAAUUUAUACCUGUGUACCUAUUUUUAAGGGUUAAAAAUUUUUCCCAAGACCAUCAGGAUUUUUUAGAGGAGUCAGCCAUAUCCAAAGAUGUCCGAAGAUUUCUGAUGACUCUUGAAGUUCUCAGUUUCAGUUUAUUUUCCAUCUAAAAUCAGAGAUUUAAGGGAAAAUACAAUCACAUGAUCACAUGAUCUUUUCCUUUCUCACAAUGGUUUGAGUUAAUUUUACCAAGCUGUCACUAAGGACUAGAGCCUAGGGAUUUUCCCCAGCAGUUUGUACAGGAAACAAUGAUUAUUCCAAAAGAACGUCCUAGUGAUUUAAUUCCCCACUUACUGAUUAUGUAUACCCAGCAAAUUGAAAUCUUAGUAACAGCCUUGACUUAACUUUUAAUUUUGUUUUGAAAAUGUGUCUGGUAAAGGUGUUAUAGCUUUCCACUAGCCAUGAGCUUGAUGUGCUAACAUUACUCCUUUAAGUGUAACUGCUCGGAAGUAUAUCCUUGAUUGCUUCUUCUUCUGUUUAAUAUCAAGCAAAUGUUCUUUGAUUAGGUUCCAAACAGUCCGCCUCUACCAGCUACACCAUCUUCUCAGACCAAACAAAACAGCAGAGAAGAUGUAGAGGAGAAAGAGAUGACAGCAUCAACGCAUGUCUCCAAUCAAUCUACCCAUUUAAGCCAAUCAAAAAGCUUUGACAAGGUUUGCUUCUAUGUUUUGUACAUCUACGUGAAUGUAUGCCCUUGGGAUUUUACUUCCUGGUACUUUCCCAGGUGUUUGCUGAAGUCAGCUUAUUUCAUUCUCAUUACAAUAAAAGUCAGUGUGGAUCAGUGUAAGAGAGUUUUUAUUGUGAGUGGCCACACAAUAGAUUUGUGCCAAAUUGAAAUUUAAAACUUCUGUUACCUGUUAUCUCUAUAAUUUUAUUGACUCUGGGGUUGGUGGUUAUUGCUUACAGGAGCCAGAUCAAGUGUCACAAGCAUCCAUUCCAGACUCACCAUUCCCAAGACAUGACAGCACUUCCAACACGGCAUUCUUUGGAUCUUCAGUUUUUGAGGCCACUCUAGGCGAAUCAGGAAUGGCAGACACUGUGUCGGUAGCAUCGUCAGCUGAUGUAUCAAUGAUUAGGACUGGGUCUGUCUCAUCUGGAUCGUCAGAGACUCAGAGUGUGCACUCCCGCAGUGAUUCCAUGGUAAACCAAGCAGCAAACAAUGAAGGGACUCAAGUUGGGUUUGCCACCUCCUUUGACAGCAACAGUGAUGCUGGGUCUGCCUCGGACAUGAAGACUACUGAUGAGGGUUCAGCCCAGACCCAAACUCAAGGAAAUUUCUCCAUUUCUUUUCCAUCAUUUGGGGACAAAGAAAAAUCAGAGAUAUCAACAGAUCAAGAGACAUCUUUUAGUCAUGCUGACCCAUUUGCAUCAUCAGCUGCAGACAGUGAAAGAACUCAACCAGUCACUGGUGGAGGUUUCUUCACAGAGUCGUUUGCAUCGUUUGAUACAGCAUUUGGUAACUUCGAGACCAAGGAUGAUGAUGUGGAGAAACAGAAAGGCAGUGAAUCUUCAAGUGAUCCCUUUGCACCAUCAGGUGGCACCCAAGAAAAGGACAACGUUUAUGAAAAUGUGGAGAUUUUUGCUUCGGAAACCAAUUUUGAGGCAGCAUUUUCUUCAGAGCCAUUUUCUGUGUCAAAGGAAAGCACUGAUGUUGUUUCAGAUGUCAGUGAAGUUGCCGCAGAUGAAAAACCCUUUGACGAAAAAAGUCAGUCGGCUGCAAACACUGCUGUGAGUUUCUCGUGGGAUAAUGCAUUCACAGAGGUGGAAAACAAACCAAAACCAGAUGCAACACAGAGUUCUGCCUCAUCAGAGCAACAGUUUUCAUGGGCAGAAGAUUUUGCUGCAGAUGAUGGAGAUAUUAAAGUUAAAACAGAUCCAAAUACUGCAGCAUCAUUUUCUUGGGACGAUGCUUUUGGAGGGGCCGCUCUGGCAGAUAAAGAAUCUACAUGGGAUGUUGCUUUUGGUGGAAAAACAAAAGAGGGCAGUAACUCUCUGUUUGACUCAUCACCAUUUGGUGAUACGUUUACGUCAUCAACAGAAGAUUCAUCUGGUAAUAAGCAGAGAGGUUCUGGAGAUAAUCUGCAAUCAGUGCCAGAGUCAACUAAUCCCGAUAAUUCGUCAUUUUUUGAUGAUUCAUCAUUUGCUCCUUCCUUGUCUCCUCAAAGUAAUGAAGGUAAUGCCGGUGAUUUACCUAAUGAAAAAAUCAAGGAAGAUCUUGCAUUUUCAAAUGACCCAUUUGAAGAGUUCAACAUUGGCACGCAGCCUGUGGCAGAUCUCAAGGAGAUUGCACCAGAGGAGAAUACUAUUAGUUUUGAGUCAGAAGUAAACACUCCUGAUCAGGAUUCUGCUGUAAAGGAAGUUGUAUCAAACAUAGGAUCUUUUGAAAUAAAUCCAAAAGAAACAGUUGUUGCUGUGGGCACGAGUGAAACAGUAAUACAGUUAAAUAAUCAAGUUCCUGUGUCUGUUAUCGAAGAUAACUUGUCAGAAGAAGGUGACGAUGAUCAAAUGAAUGAGGAAAAACCAUCCGAUCUCCAGGUUCUAGAGGCAAAGCUAUCACUAUCUCAGAGGCCUAUUUCACCAAGCUCACCACCCCCUCUUCCACCACGCCCUGUUGUCUCUGCACCCCCCCUCCCAGCCAGACCACCAAGCUCCAAUUCUACAGGAAUGUCUCCUAUGAGCCCAUGCAUGUCCACAGGGUCCCCAACACCAAACUCUCCACAGCAAGGAAAGACAGGGAGUGCUAAGAAAAAGCCACCUCCGCCUCCACCAAGAGUGGAUUUAAAUGAACAAUCUUCAGUAGAUCCUUCCAAUCAGAAAGGAGCUUUUCCUGAUCCUUUUGGUUCAGAUUUGUUUGAUGAUAAAUUUGACAAGGGCAUGGAGACAGCUGGACAAGAGAGUUCUGACUGGAUGGCCUCAUGGCCAAGUGCGCCAGAACUACCCCAGAAAGAGAAAACUAAGGACCCAUUCAAUGACAGCUUUUUUACAGACUUUGAUUUCCCACAAAAUACAGCAAAUAACACAUCAUCCAAAGAUAACUUGGAUCCCUUUGCAACAACAGAUCCAACCUCUGAGCCAUUUCCAUCAGGCUUUGGAAAUGAGGACUUGUUUGCAGCAUUUACACCUGCAAAAGUGGAAACCGCUUUUGACAUUGGGGAUCCAUUUCAAAAUGAUAUGUCCAAUUCCUUUGCAGCAUUUACAUCAGAUGAUCCCUUUAGUGAUAUCAGUGAUCCAUUUGCCGACAGAGGAAUUUUAAGUGAUGAUCCAUUUGCCGACAGUCCAAGUAAACUUCAAGCUGGAGAAUCUCUGACUCUAAAUGAGGUUUGUAUUGUACAACUACUGUUGAUUAACAUCCCUGCGAGUAACCUGUUUUCUCUUAAAAAAGUUACAACAAUUGUUCUUAUAUUUCUCAUCCUCAGUGACCCGGCGGCAGUGAGUCGGGUCAAGAAUAGGGCCAGCAAAAGUUUUCAACAUGUGAGAGAGCUCUCUUGUCCUUGUAUUUCCACAAUCCUGGUCAAAAAACAGUGUCAAAGGGAGGUACUAUAUUAAUUCACUCUUUUAUCCACAGGCUCAAACAUUAUUUUGAUCCACUCUGAAGAACAUGAUUAAUAGCAGCACUAAUUUUGGAGGACUGAGCGUAUUUCAUUUUUGUCACUUGGGAGGGGGCAGGAGGUGGCUCCGAACAGUAAUUGUGUGGGGUGUGGGGCAGGGUGUAUAAAGGAAGCUGAGACAAAGGAAAAACUCCAAGUGUCAGAUCCUUGCGCAGAGUUGUCAUCUGAAAUAAUUAUCACAUUUUAUUUUAUUAUAAAAUUUAUUAUUAUCAUUGUUAAAAAAAACUAACUAAACAGAUAUUACCACACAAUAAGUACUGCAAGAGAGUUGUCAUGUAAGUGGUCACAUUACAACAUAUAUUUCUUUUCCAUAAUGGUAUUAAUGGCUUGGGAGUGAUUGAGGUGAUUGGAAGACCAACACCCACAUUCCAGUAUUAUAUAUUCUUCACUAUUGCUUAGUUUAGUCUCAGCACUUGUGUUCGUUAUGGAGUGCUUCUGAAAUGAGAAAUCAACCUUUGAUCCCUACUGGUUUGUUCUGUUUUGCAGAGCUUAGUUGCAUCAGACGAUGCUGAUUCAUUUGCCUAAAAUAAGAAUAGUAUUUAAUAGGUAUGUAAAACUUUAUUUAUUAUUGUUCUAAAAGUACAGCUCUAAGGUAUUCCUCCAUUUUCAAAUUUUCGCAUUCUUUUCUUAACAGUCUAAGUGAUACUAAAACCCAUAAUAAUUUUACACCCCUUUUAAGACGACAAACAACCCUGCCCUUUUCACAUUAUAGUCCUUUCCCUGAGGACAUUAUAUCUAUGAGCAUUAUUUAAUGGUUUUUUAGUGAUUGGUUUGACAAAAAUUUGAAACUUUCAGGCAAGAAAUUAACAACUAUUAUCUUUAUGUAGACAAUUAUUAGAACAUUUUCUAAUAAAAACUGAAGCAGUGAACUUUAUUUUUAGGAUUAAGAGGCUGCAAGAUGGUUAAACUUCAGAUCUACUGAUAAAAGUAAAAGCAAAACUGGCUCUUAUUAUUGUCAAGUCAUAACAUAACUUAUCCCUAAUCAGAUGGUAUAAUGCUCCAUGAUCUACUCGACAGUGACUGGAAGUUUGAAUUAAUAACCAGCUGUCUACAUCAUUCUUCUGGGUGGAACAAUGCAGGCACUCAAUAGUUACUCUAGAGUGAGGUGUAUUAUUAUUUUACACUUGUCAAAAUCAUCAUAGUACCCACCUGGCUAAAAAAACAUUCCUCAGUAAUGGUUUGACUGUGUUUGUUGCACACAACUUUGUUCUAAUGAGAAGUUGUGAUGUGUUUGGAAGAGAUUCAUUAUAAUAACAAAUAUGAACUGUUUCAACGUUUUUUUCUGGGAUUAGUCAUUUGACAUGCUCUUGCAGUUUUGUUGAAUGAACAGGCGCAAAAUCAGAAUAGAGAGAAAACACCAACAUCUGAGUCACCUAUUGGACGUUUGUUGGAGAGGUGUUGCCCAAGGAGUACUGUUAUAUAUUAAGCAAGCAUUUAAUACCGUAUGUGGGUACUGUGAAAAAUAGGCUUUUCAAGGACAAACUGUUUAGUCUGGGAUAUAGAAAAUAAUAUGGGUAGUUUGGUCUAGAAAAGUGAAUAAUUCUUAAUGGGAAAUAAUUUGACCAGUAGAAUGAAAAAUUGUAACUUUCAUGACAGUAUCAUUUCUAGUGGAAAGCUGCAGCUGGGCAUUAAAGUAAAAGAGUUCCCAAAGUUCCUGGCAGGCUUUUAAAGCUGUCUAGUCUGGGAUGUAGAAAUUGGAUGACUUAUGUAGAAAAAUGUAUAAUGUUUACAAAAAAUUAACAAGGAAAUGGAACUUUCAUAUUUGGCAUUAUUUUUAGUAGAAAUCAGGCCAUGAAAAUUAUGGAGUUCCUUGUUAAUAGUACUGUUAUUCUGGGAUCGGGUGGGAUCAUGCCUAUUGUAGAGAAGGAUUACAAACUAUGUAAAGCUGAACAUGGGUCUACUGGCGUAAACUUUAGGUUCAGGGUCACGGUGGCGCACAAUGACUCCAAAUUGUCAAAUAGUUUGCCCCUCAUGCGAGAUGUGAUGACUAUUUGACUCAGUAUAUUCUCAACAUCUCUUGACAGUAAGUAGACAAUGUUGAGAACAUUUGGCUACAAGGGCUAAA